Rubroshorea leprosula is the source of this 727-nucleotide messenger RNA. NCBI's taxonomy places the organism in Eukaryota, Viridiplantae, Streptophyta, Magnoliopsida, Malvales, Dipterocarpaceae. The record is from the annotation of a GenBank genome assembly.
GGCACUUAGCUCGGAAUUAACUCGUCAACCCGAACCAAGUUAGCCUUCCCCAACAUUGGCGUGGCCCUCGUAUUGAGCUUGAGGUUAGCAUCACACAAUUGAAGGUAGGAAGUUGGGAGAAGAAGAGAAUUUAUUAUGAUCGCAAGGGAGUGUACAAGAGCAUGAGUACAAAGCCCCUCUCUGCACUCACUUACCUAACAGCUCACUCACUCUCUAGUCUACUCCAUUCAUCUUCCUCUUCCACUCAGGCCACCCCUAUUUAUAGAAGAGAACAUUCUCCACUCUUCCUCCUAAGCGUAGCCUACAAUAUUCUAGAAUCUCCUAUUCUAGAAUUAUGUAUAAGGCUCCAGAGUGUGCUCCAGCGUGUCUCGACCGCGACCCCGUGCCUCGGCCGUGGCAUGGACGCUGCCAACUCGUGCAAGGCUCGCCUCUUUGGCGUUCCAUGCCACGCUCGCACCCGUGUCCGUGCCCGUACUCGCGUGCCCGUGGCUGCCGUGGCUGCCGCCCUAUGCCACGAUGGCCUUGACUUGGUCCCCGAACUCACGCUCCGUGACAAUCUGCCCCUACCCCUUUAAAAAUUACCCAGUAUCUUAACCCCAAUGGGUGCAAAGUGACCGAGAUGAACGAAAAGGACCGAGGGUGAGUUGCCGAAAAGGCUCCACUUGGCUUUUGUCCACUCAUUAUUUUUUAUAUAUACUAAUAUUUUAAAUUAAUUUCAUUGUCAUUU